Messenger RNA from Malus domestica (apple), 1785 nucleotides. The record is from RefSeq and is a predicted model, not a curated record. Lineage: Eukaryota; Viridiplantae; Streptophyta; Magnoliopsida; Rosales; Rosaceae.
GAGGCCCAUUAUCUCCGGUCUUCUCGUUCUACUUCUAGUUACCCAAAUUAAGAACGUACUGGUUCGCUUUUAGCGCGAGAGAGAAAUGGAGGCCCUGAUUGCCUCGUACGGAGACUCGUCGUCGGGCUCAGACUCCGAGUCGCCGGCUCCACCUCCAUCACCACCUCCGGAGCUCAACAACCCUCAAGAACCGACCCCUGCGCUGCCUCCACCUCCUCUGUCACUUCUCGACAACCCCAAUUCCUUCGGAUUUCUGGACUUCUCGGCAAGCGCCCAGCCGAGCAGAGUUCGGAACUUUCCUCACGUCGAAGGGAACUACGCAGUACAUGUAUACAUCCCAGUUUAUAUACCACCAGCACCAAGGAAAGAGAUGGCCUUGUUUUUGAACAAGCUAGCUUCUCUGGUGCCUGGUCUCCAUGCGGUUGACGUUGACUUCCUGCUUGACAUUCUGCGUAAGGACGAGCACAAGCUUGAACAAGUUGCUUUAGGCAGAGAGUUCCAUAUAAGUCUCGGAAGAACUGUUCCGAUUCGGGUGCACCAGAUUGAUUCCUUGGUGACAAUGCUGCGGCAGAAGCUUCAGAUUCAGAGGCGGUAUGGUUACAUUUACAUUCUCUUGUCUGCAUUGCGUGAAUUUAGUUCUGUUAUUUAACAUAAUUCUGUAAGCCUGCAAAUUUUUCGUCCAUUUUCAGUUUAACACAUUUUGUUAUUGUGAAACAAGUAUUGGAUUGAUUUUAGCAAGUGGUAGGUUUUUGUUAAUGAUGAUCAGACCCGGACCUUUGUGUCUAUCGAAAUCAUUGCUGCUGGGUUAGCUGAGGUAUGAUUGCUAGCUUUCUCUCUUGGUGCAAUUCUAAAUGUUUUCAGUUGUUAUAUGGGCUUAAGAUUUAGCAAGGACUUGCCGAAAGUCAUGGGAUUUUGAAAUAUCGAGAUCUUGCUUGCUUAUUAGCUUAGAUUUGGUCUUCGAUGCACUUGUAACAUGAAAAACACAAACGAAAACUAAUGCAUGAUAUGCUCAUGGUUUUAACAUGUGUUGUCCUGGCGUAAAUCAUGUUCCUAAUCAUGUCAUGUGAGUAUAAGCCUAUGAAACUUAGGGCAUGUUUGGCGGGCUGGACAAGAUUGGAAUUGGUAUUUCAGACUAGUUAGGUUAGGAUUGAACUGGAUAGGAUAGGUUUUUUGUCUAAAGAUUGGUGUAGACUGUCUUAACCAGACUAGGAACGAUGGGAUUUAAAACGUGAAACAGAUCGGCGACAUCCCAACGAUGACCCGCCCACCCAACAACUCUGCUCGUGACUUGCAACACCUCUCGUACCCUCCACGCCCCUUGCGGCCCGUCAGACCACUCUGAUAUCCUGGAGGAGUGAAACGUGGUUACUAGAAGCAUACCUGUUUUCGUAUUAAUGCACGGUUGAAUCAGCUUUCAUUGUCUACAAGUCUGAAAUAUUUUAACUUCCAUUGAUUUCAGAUAACAAAGCAGAUUCAAGCUGUGAAUGAGGUGUAUAAGCUUCACAAUCAUCCUAAAUUUUACAAGGAUCCACGCCCUCACAUCUCGGUAGCUUGGGCAUUGGGUGACAUCAGCAAUUCCCUGAACAAAGUGGUUGAAGAAGAAAGACGAAGAUCUACCAUCGGAGGAUCGUUACAGAAAUGUAUUUUUACCAGUAAAUUCAAUGGUAUCGAAUGUAGGAUUGGUAAUAAGACACACAAAAUAUGUAAAUUUUCUGAAGAAUAAUGUAGCCAUUUAACUGUAUUGUGAAAUUCCGAGAAUAUAUCACUGAGCAUUGGAUGAGAAGA